CAUGAUUUCUUCUUGAUUAUAAAUGCACCUCAUUUCAAUACCGCUGAAUAUCCACCACAGUUCCGAGGGGGGCUUCCAAAGUUAUAAAAGCGCAGAAUCGCUGUGACUAUAGACCCCAUCACCACUUAUUCCCCCAUUCUCCCAACCAGUUACUAGUAAGCCAAUAUGUCUAUCUGGGCUCCACCUCCGCCUCCCGCUACCAAACUCGGUCGCCAUCGUCGAUUGGCACCUUUGGCUGGGCUCCAUGUUUCGCCCAUCUGCCUCGGUGCGAUGAGCAUCGGUGACAAAUGGAGCGGCUUGGGUUCCAUGGAUAAAGAGACCAGCUUUAAACUACUCGAUGCUUUCUAUGAGGCUGGUGGAAACUUCAUCGAUACCGCGAACAACUAUCAAGACGAAACUUCUGAACAGUUCCUUGGGGAGUGGAUGGAGGCCCGAGGCAUUCGAGAUCAGAUCGUUAUCGCGACAAAGUACACUACCAACUUCAAACGUGGCAACGCCGACAUCAAGCAAAAGACUAGCUAUGUCGGUAACAACCUCAAGUCGUUGCAUCUCUCAGUGGAAGCUUCGCUCAAGAAACUUCGCACCGACUACAUCGACAUUCUGUAUGUGCACUGGUGGGACUUCGCCACUCCCGUCGAGGAGGUCAUGAAUGGUCUGCACAACCUCGUCGCUCAAGGGAAGGUGCUAUAUCUGGGCGUGUCGGAUACGCCUGCUUAUAUCGUCUCCAAGGCGAAUACUUACGCUAAACUCAGCGGCAAGACUCCGUUCGUGGUCUAUCAAGGUCCCUGGAGUAUUUUGUACAGGGAUCUGGAGCGGGAGAUCUUGCCCAUGGUGAAAGAAGAAGGAAUGGCCAUUGCUCCUUGGAAUGUUCUGCACGGGGGCAAGAUCCGCACCGACGCUGAGGAGCAACGAAGACGUGAGACAGGCGAGAAAGGUCGAACGAUCAGUGACCCUAACUGGGAGCGUACCGAAAGUGAACGUCAGGUCUGUCUUGCUCUGGAAAAGGUUGCCAGUGAAAUCGGUGCGAAGUCGAUUAGUUCAGUCGCCAUCGCUUAUGUGAUGCAAAAGGCUCCUUAUGUCUUCCCUAUCGUCGGCGGUCGUAAAAUAGAACAUCUUCAUCAAAAUAUCGAAGCUUUGGAGAUAGCUCUUUCACCUGAGCAGAUCGCAUAUCUUGAGAGCGUCCAGCCAUUUGACCUUGGCUUCCCCACUGGACGAUUCGUGAGUGCUUAUGUACAAGAACUUCGACAUGAUGUGUUGACAAACGUGUUAUUCUUCCCAUAGGGCGACGGCUCUGACUACAACUUCCUAUACAAGAAUGCUGGUCACUUUGACAAGUGGCCGGCUGCUCAAGCUAUUCGUCCCUCGAAGAACUAGGGUUCUCGUUGCUCCGCAUCUUGAUAGUAGCCGUGGAAGUUCAUUGUAAAUCAAAUACUCAAGUUGAACAUGUGUUAUCAAUACCGUCUUUAUGCUCCUGAAAGUCAACAAAGUCGCCGAGUACGCCGUCAUUUACUGUAAAUUACAAAAAAUGUCUCGACUUUUUAAAUUUUGAGUCGACUCGAUCAUUCGUGAUGAGAACAAACAAGACAACGCGUCUCGCUGAGCGCUGACGUUCUAACUUCUGAGCUGUGCAGCCUGGCAAGCAUUCGCUAGAACUUGAAAACAUGUACUUCCUAAACUAAACUAACUCUCAAUGUGGACCUUCAAAGCGUCAUUCUCAUCUUGCAAAACGCCGAUAGGAGCUACAUCUACAUGUCCCUUGGUGCGUUCAAGUUCAAACAAGAUACUUACCUGUUUUUAGGCGCGUGCUAGUUUCCCGCUGAGCUGCUCUCGCUUUCGCGAUCGCAUACUUGAACUCAGACGGUACUUAUCCCGAGGACCACGAAAAGGUCCGCGCCAAUACCUCGGGGUACUCACCUUAGUUAGUCCCUGGCCCGGAUCGACGAUUCCUGUGGAGGGUCAGUAGGUACAUCCAGACCAAGUUCUAGACAUCCCAGCAAGAUACCAGCAAGACCCAAGACCAAGACCAAGACCGA
Molecule: messenger RNA, 2033 nt
Organism: Somion occarium
Lineage: Eukaryota; Fungi; Basidiomycota; Agaricomycetes; Polyporales; Cerrenaceae
Source: the annotation of a GenBank genome assembly